Molecule: messenger RNA, 320 nt
Organism: Staurois parvus
Lineage: Eukaryota; Metazoa; Chordata; Amphibia; Anura; Ranidae
Source: the annotation of a GenBank genome assembly
AUGGGUCCCUGUACGGCCUCCCAUUGCUGCUGUCUCCCAUCGCCACACUCUGCCAUGUGCCACUUUCAGGUCUCCUCACACUGCUGGUGGUUUCCAUUUUUUGUCAAUAGGGACUGCUGUAUGGCCUCCCAUUGCUGCCUCAAAGCCUCCACCGCCACACUGUGGCUCCACACUCUGUUUUGGCCCCGUGACUGCCACCAAUGAGUUAAGUGUGCGAUGAUUCUAAGAUCGACUGCACUCAUCGCAUGUAUGGACAAUUUUGUUCAUAUUUCUCCUUCCCAACUUGCCAAGCCUUAAAGGUACUGACGGAUCUAUUAUCA